Ruditapes philippinarum (Manila clam) is the source of this 2283-nucleotide messenger RNA. RefSeq names its product interferon-inducible GTPase 5-like. The coding region runs from base 203 to 2194 and encodes 663 amino acids. Lineage: Eukaryota; Metazoa; Mollusca; Bivalvia; Venerida; Veneridae. The transcript is spliced from 2 exons. Gene Ontology annotation, molecular function: zinc ion binding; GTP binding; GTPase activity. Gene Ontology annotation, cellular component: membrane. The record is from RefSeq and is a predicted model, not a curated record.
UAGCCUAGAGGUCAUUAACAAAAGCACAAAGAAUAUAUUAUAUUUACUCAUACUAAAAACAUUCUUAACUGUUUUUCUCUCUUUGUAUGUAUAUUGGGUAUAUAAUGUUUUUAGAAUAUAAUCAUUUAAAGCGUAGAUAAAGCCCCGGAAGUUCAUUUCAUGAAAUGUACGUACGUGCACAGUUAAUACUAGUACAUGUAAAAUGGCGACUUCUUCUGUUGAUGAUACGAUUGCAAAUACUUCUGACAGUAUAUUUGAAAUGUUUUGUGAAUCAUGCAAAAAAGACAACAUAUAUUCAACAGCUCAUGGUUUUUGUGUGGAUUGUGUGGAAUAUUUUUGUGAAAAGUGUCAAAGGUUUCAUGACAGAUUUCUUCCAAAUCAUGUGUAUAAGGAUCAAUUAUCGAUGCCACUGGACUUUUGUCUUGAUACAUGUGAAACGCAUUCCACGGAAGUUCUUAAAUUCUAUUGUGAAAACUGUGAAGAUUUUGCAUGCUUUGUGUGUAAGAAUGUCCUGCACAAACAUUGUCUAGACGUUAUGCAUGUACCAUCAAUAGUAGCACAUAUUGAAAACAGUCCGGAUUUCAAAUCAUUCAUUUCUAAGCUUGAAAGGAAUGAAAACAAACUAAGAGAACUCACAGAUAUAAUGCUAGCAAGUAAGCAAAAUGACAUUGAUAAUAAUUUUGAAAAUGCAAAAGCAUGCAUAAAAGCUCAAAAUGAAGAAAUGUGUGAAAGAUUCGAAUGUUUUAAAAAUGAAAUUGUAAGGAAGCUUGAUCAUCUAAGGACAAAUAACAAACAUCAGAUAGAUGAUUUAUUAAAAGAAUACAGAAUACAUUUUUCUAAAUGUGAGUCUUUACGACGGAAAAUUGAAAUAAUGAGCGCGACUGGUCAGCGGAGCAAACUUUUUAUAACAAUGAAGAGGUCAGGAAAUGAUAUAGCAAUGUUUGAAAAAGCCAUUGCUAGUAUUGAAUCGCGGUGCAAAGUCAAGAAGUUUGUUUAUGAACCAAAUAAGUACUUCCUGUCAAGCAUUGAAAGAUGUGAUGACAUAGGAUCUGUAAAAGAAGAAGAUGAUAAAUUGGUUGUCAGUCGCCAACAGUCGCCGAAAAUGCUCUGCAGCUCCAAUAUAGAUUUAUGCAUGGAUGUAUUUCAAAGAAACGGAAUAUCAGAAACAGCUGCUGAGUUAAACAGAGAGUUGUAUGCAUGGAAAGCUGAAACCAUUAAUAUUGCAGUGAUUGGCUGCUCCGGAGUUGGAAAAUCGACUUUUAUAAACAGUAUGUGCGAGUUUAAGCUAGAAGACUCCUCUGCUGCCAAAACUGGAGUGAUUGAAACCACAUCUAAUGUAACUGCAUAUCCCUUACAACGCAAUACAAAUGUUGUACUUUGGGAUUUCCCUGGUUUUGAUGCAAGGCAGAUACAACCAAAAAAGUACUAUGCUUCGAAAGACUUUGAAAUAAUGGAUAUAGUAAUAAUAAUUCUAUCAACACGCCUAACUGAGAAAGAUGUGCAGCUUAUAAACACAAUUGCACAGCAAGGUAAAGUUUAUUAUCUUGUUCGCACCAAAUUUGAUUGUGAUUUAGAAAAUCUUGGAAUGCAAAACUGUUCUCAAUCUGAAACUAAAUUGCUUAAAACUAAAUUGAAAUCUUCAUACAAGGCUGCAUUAAAAGGUGAAAAUGAAGUAUUUUUUAUUGACAGCUUCAUGUUGGAUAGUCAUGACUACGAAAGGUUUGAGAAAGUUCUCAUAUCUGACGCCAAAUGUUUAAGCCAAGAAAAGUCAAUUUCGUUCACACUCGCAUUGCCAAUAAUAACAGAAUAUGCUAAAACUGUUAAAAGAGAACUGUUGGAAAAGAGAUUACCGAAGAGGGCAUUACAGGCAGCGUUAUCUCUACCGUUAAGUAAAAACAUUGCACUAUUAUUAAAAGAAGAAGAGGAUAUAUAUAGACAGCAAUUUUCAAAACUGCCAGAUGUCACAGAUACUUCUUGCACGGACGUGUCGUAUAUAACAAAUGGCAUAAUAGACUUAAAGGAAAGUCUGUUUCACAAACGUGUUCAUGCUGCGAAAUAUGAACUGUUUAAACAGCAAGACAAACUAACAGAACGAUUUUUACCUUUAUUUGAUAUAGUCGAUUCGUACGAGCUAUGUUUUGUUUGGUUACAAAGGUGUCUUGAAAAUGUAUUAAAAAGUACACAGCAAAACUGAAUAAUAAGAUAAUUCAAACUGUUUCUAUUCUGUUUGUACUAGUAUGUUUUUAUCUAAAACAAACUGAAAAUAAAGACUUAGAAAAAGCA